CAAGGAACGAACGGAAAAUUUAAGGCUGCAUCAGCUGACAUCGGAAAUCGACUGUCACUGACAAUAUACGCCCUACCCUACAGCGCUCGCCCCACAGCUGAUCAGCCUCGUUCAGCCUGCUCGGUCCAUCACUAUUAUUUCUACAAGUUCUUAUAGAAAAGUCCGCUGAGGUUGUGUUCUUGUUUUUAAGCUAAAGUGUCUAUCCAGCGAAAAUGGCCAAUUGCCGAAGUGUCGUAAAGCAUUAUGAGAAAAUGAAUGUUCAACAAUUGGGAGAUUUGUGGAAUCACUUCAAUAGAAAAGGACCAACAGUUGAUGUGCUUCGAGAAAUCUUAAUGUAUUAUAUUCAUCAUAAGUAUUUCCCGCCUGUAAUGCAAAAGACUUGUGAUACAUUGCUUGCCUCUGUGGAUUUAAAGCAUGUAUCCAAGAAACAGAAAAAUAUAAUUUUUCAAAUUAUGGAAGAAGUGAGUGUAUACCUGGAAAGUAGUAUUAUUGAACAAGUCACUUUUGCUUCAGAUAAGAAUAAUCAUACUUCAUUAGUUAACUGCAUCCUCGUUGGAGGUUUAAUUCCUUUAUUAGAUGAAGUCACAGUAGAAAAAUUACUUAGUUUCCUAAAAAAAUCAGAGGUGCCUGUGGAGGAACGAGGGAAACUCCUGUUAUGCUUACUUGUUAUUCAUGGAACUUACCCCACUUUAAUAUCAUCAGAAAAUUUAUCAAGAUUGGGAAAUUUAAUGGAAACUUGGUUUACCCCUGUACAAAGCAAACCAGUUGCUUCUUCUGUUUCAUUGUUUGGUCGCUCUGAUUCGUCUGCAGCCACUGAAGUUGAUGGCAGUUGUGCAGGAGAAGUACACACAGUGUUAACUUUAGCUAAUAACUUCAGUGACAAUCAUCUGAUGAGUAUUCAUUGUUUCUCCACAAUUCGAGAGUGGCUUGGAAAACAGAUGAUUCACAAGAAUAGAAAACUAACAGAAAGUUUACGAGAGUAUUGUAAUCUUGUUGUAGAACAAUGCUUUAGGCCUGCUCGAAAAGAACAUGAUAUUGCACUUCAAAAGGCUGUGUUAUGUGAGGUUCUUGAUAUAAUGAAUCAAUUGGUACAGAUGGAUACAUCGAAUGGGCCUCAUUGUCUCAAAAUAGUUAAAAGAAUUCAAAAUAAUAUUAAAGAAAAUUUUAAAGGAGAUUAUCGUGAUAUUCAUGUUUUUGUUCGAGUCUUAUCUUUUCUAUUAAACUUCGGAGAAUCGACAGGUUACAAUUCACAAUUAGUUUGUGAAUAUUUUUUGCAAGACAUGGUCUAUCGUAGUUAUACAUCUGGAUUGGCUGCCACAGAUACAAUCUUAUUUCUUUUAGAAAACAGGAAUAAAUUGAUAGCUCUUCAAGAACCAUUACUACAACGAUUUUUUCCCAACAUAUUAAAAAUUAUUGCAUGUCAUCCUUGUGUUGUAAUUGAAGAAUUCAUUGAACUACUACCCGACUUCAUAUCGCCAUCUACUGCAGUUGAGGUAUUUCAUAGUAUUUUAGAUCUUCCUCUUCUUGCAGCAACAUUAUGUCUUCAUCAAGCUCCCAUGUUAGCACAGGCAGACAGUGCGGGAUCUAUGGAUACAGAAUGGGCUACAUUACUAAGAAGAGCCAGAAGUAUAGAGUUUCAGCAUGUUUUCAAUUAUAUGAUGAGAAUUGAGACUGGGCAAGAAAUUGCUCUUUCAAAGAUGCCGGCAUAUAUGAAAUUACUACACAAGAUAAGUAAUCAUAGUCUGGUGAUCACAUGUUGCCAGAUUGUUUCUCUACUUUUGGAAUGUUACUAUGAUGUAAUAGAAAAGUGGAAGGAUGUAUCUUGCAUAGCACCAGUUGUUCUCGAUAUGUUCAAUCGAUUACAAGUUCUCUAUGAUUCUCCUGGUUACAUACCAGCUGUUCACAGGUGUUUACUUCUGCAUUUCAAACAGCUUUUCAAGGCUUGUCCUGGUCUGAUAUUCUCCAUACCAUCAGAAAUAGUUGAAUAUGUUUCAGCAACCAAAAAUUAUGAUGCUUUUCCACAAUUGUAUAUCCAUAUAAUUUAUGUUAUUGGUGAACACAGCACCAGUGCUGACUGGGAUACCCACAACCGACUACAAUUAAUACAAUAUUAUGAAGUAAUUGAAUGUACGAUUUACCAAAUUUUGGCCCAAUUUGCUACAAGUGAAUCAGUAUGUUUUGAACUGUUAAAUGUGGCUAGCUCUACAUUAGCUAAGUUGGCUACCAGAUGUCAGGAUCAAAUUCCUCGAGCUGUAUUGUGUUUAAAUAAAAUAAGAAUGCAGUUUUCAUCAACUUCCUUUAAUCAUCAUGAACUUAUUAUUCGUGAUCGGAUUGAAGAAUUACUGUGUGUUCUUCAAAACCCUAAUGUUGCAAAUACGGUAUGGUCAGUACAGAGCAGCAAUACCUCAGUAACAUCAUUUGUGCAAGUGUUGUCUCAUGUUACAGACUCUUAAAUAUAUGAUUUUAAGUUACAAUUUUUAAUAUUUUAUCAAUUUUUAAAUAUUUGUAAUUUUAAAAAUGUUAUUAGAUUUCUAAAAAUACGUGUGUGGUUGUACAAAAAAUGUGACAAGACUGAUUCUGAGCUUUGAAUAAAGCGCCAUCUUUUUUUAAUCAUUGUAAUAAAUCAAUUCAAUCUGCUUUCAAAAAUUUUAAAUAAUUAUUAGUAGAAAUUGGUAAUCAUACAUUUUAUGCAGAGUAUAUAUUGUUUCUGAUUACAAUACCUUCACAACUCUCUUGAUUUUUGCAAAUCAGGUGGUGUAUUUUUUGGAUUAUAUUGCAGAUUACAACUGUGAGAAAGGUGAUGUUUUUUGAGCACAAGUGUAUACGCAAAUACCCACAUAUAUUGUACUUUCCGCAGCAGUGUGUCUCAUUCACCCUGCUUUUCCAAUCGGAAAGGAUGACCAGGUUUAUUCUUCUGGGAGCAGUAAAUGCAAGGGACAUAAACAGCCCUAGCGUGCGAUUCGAGUAAGACGCAAUUUUCCACCCGAAAAUUUGAUUUAAUCAGUUGCGUACUACAAGGGGAGACAAGAUGGACAUUUUUUCUACCCAUUGAAGAAAAAACAAGGAACAGAUAAUUGGAUAUUUUUGUGAUAUGAAAUCUGUAGUAAACUAGUAGUGCUACAACACUUACUUUCUCGCAUUAUUUGUAACUGCUCGCGUGUAAUUUCCAGCUCAUCGUAUGAGCAAGCAAGGAUAAUUUCACAUAUAAAUCGAACAUUCAGAACUAAAGGCCAUCCAAUAUAUCGCAUGAUGAAUGCAUUCGAAACGCCAAUAGCACUACCGUAUGCAUAUGUGUAUAUACAUUCUUCCCGACUUAAAUACGUUAAAUAUACCAUUAUAUUGAAAGAAAAUUGUAACACUAAUGUAAAGUAAAUAAAACCGCCUUUUCUUUCCCCUGUCGCCGUUCAACAGUGAUCUCAAAUAUUCAUCGCUGCAUUGUUGCCCAAAUGCAGC
Molecule: messenger RNA, 3453 nt
Organism: Gryllus bimaculatus (two-spotted cricket)
Lineage: Eukaryota; Metazoa; Arthropoda; Insecta; Orthoptera; Gryllidae
Source: the annotation of a GenBank genome assembly